GUAAAGUGGAUAGUUAGAGUGGGGACAUGUACCAUAGACUAAAUUUUUCAGUGUUCUUAGUUUUUAUUAAUGUUUUUAAUUAUAUAUCUUCAAUUUUCAAUUAGGUCAAUGUAUAAGACAUUAUAAUUGAUAAUAAAAUCAUUUUACAGUUAUUUUAUGUGCACAUUCAUCCAUCCUGGGGACGGAAAUGGCACCGAUUUGGUGGAACUGCUCUAAGAUUUUUUUUAAAUAAUAAUAAAAUGUCCAUUACCAGCGCAGAGAUUCAUGAUGUCUCUGUUAGUGUAAUGUUUUGAUGGUAUCAUUUGGUUUAGGUCAUACUAGGGGACAGCACCAUGCAAAGCAACACCAUAGACACCUCCCAACAGUACUUUGAGGAAGAGGAGGAGGUGGAAGAAAUUCAAGAGCCACCGUAUGCCAAGACCAUCACUGUUUUCAGGUAGGGCGACACCCAUCACAUCAGCAGACRGACUCACUGUGACUAUUGGCUGCGUUUGUGUGUUUCCUGCGGAGAUCCUAAGAAGCAGAAACGGACCAUCACCGGCCUUUCGUGGCAUCCUGAUGGAGGCAGGAAGCUGGCUGCAGCCUACUCCUGGCAUGAGUUCAAGGAAUUCCCCGAAACCUUGAGCCCGCACUCGUACAUCUGGGAUGUCGAGAACCCAAACCACCCGGAGACAACUCUGAAACCAGCAUCUCAUCUCGUCUGCCCGGACUAUAACCCCAAAGACUCCCACACUCUUGUUGGCGGCAGCUACAAUGGGCAGAUCAGUGGGUUCAGCUCCACACUUGAUUGGGACACUAGGAAAGGCAGYCAGCCUGUGGAGUAUUCUUCUCUGAAGCACAGUCACAGAGGUCCGGUCCGCAAGAUCAUCUGGUUGCAGUCCAGGACCGGGGCCAAUGCGUUCUCUGCCUCCACUGACGGGCAGGUUUUGUGGUGGGACGUCCGUAAUCUGAGCGAGCCCAGGGAUCGUCUGGUUGUGUAUCCRAGCAAGAAGUGGAAUCUAGGCCAAGCUUUAGGUGCCAGCUCUCUGGAAUUUGAGGCCACUCUG
Messenger RNA from Austrofundulus limnaeus, 1046 nucleotides. Its product is annotated as dynein intermediate chain 2, axonemal-like. NCBI's taxonomy places the organism in Eukaryota, Metazoa, Chordata, Actinopteri, Cyprinodontiformes, Rivulidae. Gene Ontology annotation, molecular function: dynein heavy chain binding; dynein light chain binding. The record is from RefSeq and is a predicted model, not a curated record. Gene Ontology annotation, biological process: cilium movement; outer dynein arm assembly. Gene Ontology annotation, cellular component: outer dynein arm.